Messenger RNA from Malassezia restricta, 588 nucleotides. Its product is annotated as small nuclear ribonucleoprotein B and B'. Gene Ontology annotation, molecular function: RNA binding. Gene Ontology annotation, biological process: mRNA splicing, via spliceosome. The record is from RefSeq and is a predicted model, not a curated record. Lineage: Eukaryota; Fungi; Basidiomycota; Malasseziomycetes; Malasseziales; Malasseziaceae. The transcript is spliced from 3 exons. Bases 1 to 588 code for a protein of 195 amino acids. Gene Ontology annotation, cellular component: catalytic step 2 spliceosome; cytoplasm; U4/U6 x U5 tri-snRNP complex.
AUGCCUCCUGUCAAAGGUAAAGGCGGGCGUAUGAUGUCCCUAAUCGACUACCGUCUGCGUGUGACGCUGAAUGACGGUCGUCAGAUGACGGGUCAGUUGCUUGCAUUUGAUACCCACAUGAAUCUUGUGCUCUCGAAUACUGAAGAGUUUCGACGCAUAAAGCCCAAGAAGAAAAAGACACAAAAGGCAAAUAAGAAGCAAAAAGUGGCCCAUGGCGACACGCCGAGUGGCAAUGCUCAUGUGGAAGAUGAGGAAGACGAGGAAGAUGACUCUGCACCGCCGCCUGUGCAAGAGCAGAAACGCACAUUGGGCCUUAUUAUUUUGAGAGGAGAGACCAUCAUUAGCAUUAGUGUGGAAGCGCCACCUUCCGAGUCGAAGCGCGACGUACCAGUAAUGGCGCCGGGUCCGGGCCGUGGCGUGCCUGCAGGUCGUGGUGCUGCGAUGGGUGCCGUGCCUAUGGGUCGUCCACCGCCCUUUGGACCGCCUCCCGGCUUUGCUGGACCUCCUCCCAUGGGACCACCGCCGGGCUUUGGAGGCCCUCCGCCGAUGGGCCCGCCACCAGGGUUCCGCCCACCAGGCAUGCCGUGA